Molecule: messenger RNA, 255 nt
Organism: Entamoeba invadens IP1
Lineage: Eukaryota; Evosea; Mastigamoebida; Endamoebidae
Exons: 2
Coding region: 1-255 (84 amino acids)
Source: RefSeq, a predicted model, not a curated record
AUGUUACUUCGCCUUACGAUAAUCGAGGCGCAAAAUUUACCCGCAGCAGACUGCUUUUCAAAGAAGAACCCCAAAUGGCAUGAAGAACUCCGGUUCAUGAUCGAUCCACACAAUCUACCGUCUAUCCUCUUCGAGAUCUACGACUGGGAUAGAUUCAAAACCGACGACUUUCUCGGUCACGCAUCGUUGGCACUCAAACAACCAAUUAAGGGUGAUCUGUGGUUAAAUUAUCAGUUCAAGGUAAGCUCCACAUAA